AUGACGCUGUUGGCGGCGGCGACGGCGGCGGCUUGCAAAUCCGCUUCUGCUGCUCGAAACGCCACGGUUGCAUCCCUCUCCCUUACUGGGAUACACGAGAUGACCGCAGUGGCGCUGGCGACAGCUGCUGACAUUCUGACAUUGAUAGUGACGACAAAGAUGGGCUGGCCAGUGGAAUCCCGCGCACCCGUAACGCUGCCCGAGGCCGACGGCUCCGACUCCGCCGUUGAACCGUUCAAUUCGGCUGGCAGGCAACUCAGUUGUAAUUACCGAGAGCGGGUCCGAUCAUGUGCGCGCCUCUCCACCGUGGGUGCGAAAUUUAACCUCGUUCCCCCGAAAAUCAAGUCGAAAUUCAACAGCACGCUGCACUGCAGUGCACUGUACACUCAGCUCAGUGCCCCGCCGCCGCGCACUCCAGGCGACGUCUUUGGAGAUGCGGUCUCGCCUGACUGUGACCGCGUGAAGCAGCCCCAGAUGCUAACUUAG
This is a messenger RNA of Pseudozyma hubeiensis SY62, 486 nucleotides long. RefSeq lists its product as hypothetical. NCBI's taxonomy places the organism in Eukaryota, Fungi, Basidiomycota, Ustilaginomycetes, Ustilaginales, Ustilaginaceae. The transcript has 2 exons. The record is from RefSeq and is a predicted model, not a curated record. Bases 1 to 486 code for a protein of 161 amino acids.